Molecule: messenger RNA, 3009 nt
Organism: Styela clava
Lineage: Eukaryota; Metazoa; Chordata; Ascidiacea; Stolidobranchia; Styelidae
Biological process (GO): hormone-mediated signaling pathway; activation of adenylate cyclase activity; adenylate cyclase-activating G protein-coupled receptor signaling pathway
Cellular component (GO): plasma membrane
Molecular function (GO): protein binding; G protein-coupled peptide receptor activity
Source: RefSeq, a predicted model, not a curated record
AGAACUUUUAACAUAAGUAAUUUAAUACAAUGGGUACAACGCUCAAACUUCUUUCGCCGGUUAUUAUUCUGCUGCUAUUGAAUUUCAUCGGUUUGGCAAGAGGGUCUGGCUGCAAUACGAACGAGUUCAUGUGCGAAGACAAGACAGAAUGUAUUUCGAUGUCUGAUUUUUGUGACGCAGAAAUAGAUUGCGGUGACAAAAGUGAUGAAAUCUAUUCCUCAAAAUCCAACUCGUCGGGAUUUUAUUGCACAAAGCACAUGGGUUAUGGAUGCUUACUUCCAUACGCCUAUCAAUGUGAUGGCUUCAUGCACUGUGACGAUGGAUCCGAUGAAUGUAGUUGUAAGCAAAACAGCGCAUUUUUCUGUAAUGGGGAUAUCAACUGUAAAGGUGGUUUGGACGAAUGUUUUUGUGUUGACAGCAGACGAUCAGAUACAAUGUUUUCUGACGACAAAUGUUUUCGAUGUUUGGACGGAUCAAAAAUUAUAUCAACAACUGAUUUUUGUGAUGGUGUUAUACAUUGUGAUGAUUUAUCAGAUGAAUGUUUAUGUGGAACUGGGAAUAACAUAGGGAUAUGCGACCACAUUAUUUGGAGUCAACCUCAAGUUGCAUUUUCAUGUGCUGCAAACAUGAAAGGUCCUUUCUUUAGUAUUUCGAAAGUUUGUGAUGAAAGAAAAGAUUGUUUGUCUGGAGUCGAUGAAAUUUACUGUAAUCCUACUGAAUCAACAGAGCCUAAUGAUAACGAUGAAAAGGCAUAUACAUGCAGAAAUCCAAGAAACAACAACCCACAUUUAAACAUAAUGCCAAAGAACACAUCACGAAAAUGUGACAAUCAUCCUACGUGUCCAUUACUGGAUGACGAAUGUGAGGGCUGUGAUCCCAUACCGGAAUAUUGCAAAUUUGUCACGCCUUUAAAGAACGGACUAAGUUCUCCGAAUAGUGGAUUUCAUUGCCUAGGUUCAAAUAAAAAACUCUGGGGAUCAAAAAUCUGCGAUGGAUCUGUUCGGGAUUGUCCAGGUGGCGAGGACGAAUUGUUCUGCUCAAAAACUGACAGAUUUUUCUGUGCCGAUUCAGCAGAUACCACAUCUACGAUCCAUAUUCCAUUAUCAAAGAAAUGCGACCUAAAGAAGGAUUGUGACGAUUCCAGUGACGAAUUAAACUGUGAUAUCGAAUGCGAGAACUGCGAUAGAUGUAAACAGAAACAUUUCUACUGUCCAGUAGGAGAACCGAAGUACAUAGACUGCAAUAGAAAGGUUUGUGAUGGUAACGAGGAUUGUUGGGACGGUGAAGACGAAUGUCAGAAUUGUACGAGAGGAAUAUUUUCUAAUGACGAUAGAUUGAUUUCAUCAACACCCCUGCUUCCGUUUCUGUGGAUUAUAAGUCUUACAGCUGUUAUCGGAAAUCUGAUGGUUAUAGCGUCAUCGAUUGUAAGAAUAAUGACGUCACGGAAAAACAAAAGCGACAUCGAAGAAAGUCAAAAUGUGAUGAUAUUGAACUUGGCAACGGCAGAUUUCUUCGUUGGGAUAUAUACUCUGGCUAUCAGUAUCCAGAAUAUAAUACUGAGUAGUGGUGAUCGAUACUGCUUGCAUGAUCAUGAAUGGAGAAGUUCAUCCUCGUGUUCAUCGCUUGGUGCAAUUUUAACAAUCGGAUCGGAGGGAUCGGUGUUCAUACUGACGAUUGUAACAGCACUCAGAUUGAAAGCAGUCAUCAGACCGUUUUCGAAAGGCUACGUUAAAACAGUUUAUAAAGUAUCAUUAGCGUCGUGGUCUCUGGCUUUGAUUCUUGCACUUAUUCCACUUGCUCCUUCCACAAGAGAUUAUUUUGUUGAAAGUAUUUGGUAUGAAAGAAACUCAGUUUUAUCUAAUGUGAAGAGAGAAAAUUUACAACUUUACACAGAAAAAUUAGUAGCAUUCAGAAAUUUAAGUUCGAGUUAUGUUUACGACAACGGUGGGAUCGGGAGUUGGCAAUUGCUGGAAAAAUUAAUGUAUGACUUAAACCCCGAUUAUAUUCCGAAGAGACGAUUUGGGUAUUAUUCAUCUCAUGGAGUCUGUCUCCCAAACUUCUUUCCGGCUCCUGAGGAAGAUGCAGCAUGGGGAUACUCACUCGUAAUCAUACUCAUCAACUUCUUCUCACUCUUCUUUAUCUUCGCAGCAUACAUCGUUAUAUACAGGAAAGCGACAUCAUCUAAAGUUCAUAAAGCAUCAACUGUAGAACGCUGUGUAGUUUUGCAGAAGAAAAUUACACGAAUCGUAGCAACCGAUUUUGUAUGUUGGAUGCCUAUAUGUAUCAUGUCAUUCCUACAGGUUUCAGGUUUUGAAAUCUCGAAACAAGUCUAUGUGCCUGUGGGUACUAUAUUGAUUCCGAUAAACAGCAUGCUUAACCCUUUUCUAUACUCGGAGGCCCCGGAAUGGAUUUGGAAACAAAUCAAACCAGUUGGAAGCAGAUUUCAUGCUCGGUGGAAGCUUCGACAUACGAAAGACAAAGGUGGCGAUUUUGAUGCAGAAAUGGACCAAUACAAUCGAAGUAAUUAUUAAAGAGCUCAUGCAGAAUACUACGCCGGCAGAAACAGAAGAAGAAGUCGUAUUUUCGAGUGCUGGGAAAUCUUCCUAAAUUAUGGAUAUAAAAGAAGGAUUUUGGACGGACAAUUUACGAAAAUAUAUCCUUGUCGAUAUAGUUAUUGACUGAAAGUUUGAAAGCAAAACGAAAAAUGUUUUAAUUUGUUGAUAAUUACCUUCUGUAUUCUCCAUCGAGAAGAGAAGUCAGUCGACGAACACAAUAUCCAUCCAUGUAGCUGAAAUUUAUACUUUGAUAUUUUAUAUAUAUACAACUUUGACAUGUACCCAUCAUAGCGUAUAGCCUGUACAUUCGCCGAGAUUCACUUGACAAACGCUUUUAAUGAUAAUUGGUCUUGACUGGUUGUUAUAAUACAGAACCUUAAUUAUGUGAGAGCAUAUUGCUUAUGCGUGAAUGUAUUGCUAUUCUGAGAUUAAAGUCGGUGUAAUGAAUACUUGA